This is a messenger RNA of Malaya genurostris, 1914 nucleotides long. Its product is annotated as gustatory receptor for sugar taste 64a-like. Gene Ontology annotation, biological process: sensory perception of sweet taste; detection of chemical stimulus involved in sensory perception of taste. The coding region runs from base 1 to 1860 and encodes 619 amino acids. The transcript has 8 exons. Gene Ontology annotation, molecular function: sweet taste receptor activity. Gene Ontology annotation, cellular component: membrane. Lineage: Eukaryota; Metazoa; Arthropoda; Insecta; Diptera; Culicidae. The record is from RefSeq and is a predicted model, not a curated record.
AUGAGAAGUGUAAAAAUAAAACCCGGACUCUAUCCACCUAACGACUGGACAAAAAUCAUUCGAGCCUGGACAGUCGGAUUAGCCUUCUAUGGGAAAGACAACAUUUUUUAUCAAAUCGAUCACAAAGCGACAAAUGGUCCAAUCAAGUAUGUUGUCUUGUCAAUGACUUUCGUGUGGAACUUCGUGGACCUCUUCGUCGUUCUGGUGAGCAUGGGCCUAUCGACUAAAUUUAGUCAGCUCUAUCGUUACAUCUCGGACAGCAUCCGGCACCGGGCACCCACAUCGGAGCAUUGUUGGGAAUACAUUCGUAUCACAUACGUGUCUCUAUGUGAGGUGGUUGAAACCACGAAUCAGUCGAUCGGUCAGCUAGUAUUUGUGUCGUACGCCACCAACAUAUAUUUUAUUUGCCUUCAGAUUAUGUAUGCUACCCAAAGGCAACCGUUCAUGAUCAAUAAAAUUUAUUUCAUCUAUUCCUUCCUGUUUCUGAUUUUUCGAGCUUCUCUCAUGUUCUGGCACAGCACACAGGUGCAAUAUUGGAGCCAACAGCCGUGUUUGUUGAUUCUGCAACUUCCCAACGAGGAGUAUUGCGAGGAAGCACAGCGAAUGCAAAUAUAUUCCAAACGGGGAGCCAAUCUGACCGGAAUAGGAUUGUUUGUAGUGUCAAGAGAUAUUCUUUUAACGAUUGCGGGCACGACUGUGACCUACGAGCUGGUUCUACUCACCUAUUGGAACCGUUCUCAAGAUGCGUUUACCAACAAGACCAUCACAUUGAUUGUCAUACUUGGUCUGAUAAUGUGUUACAUCGAGUACGAACGAUUAGAACGAAUCGGUGUAAAUGCCAAAAAUAUCAUCGGCAUUAUAUUUUACCUGGACACUGUUAUUAUCACAAUACUGAUGAUAAAUUUCUCCAGAAAAUGGCACUCGGUGGCUACUCAGUGGCAAUACGUUGAAAGUGUUUUCCGUUGCUAUGCUGAUCAUCGAAAGCAGUCGAACCUGAAAUCGAUGAUACGCAAUGUUUCGUCGGUAUUAAUCGGAUGCGGAAUCUUAGAACAUUUUAUCUCUAAACUGUCGUUAGUAUAUCUUCAGUAUCAAGAGGCUAACUUUUGUCAUUGGGACGUGCACGAUUUUCCCCGCUAUUUUGCAUCCAGAAACUAUUCGUUCAUCUUCAAGUAUAUUCCUUAUAACAUUCUAGUUCUAGUGUUUAUGGAGUAUGCGAACGCUGCACUUACUAUGGCCUGGACCUGCCAAGACCUAAUGAUAAUUCUAAUAAGCCAGGGUUUGGCGCAUUACUUUCAAAUAAUUUAUGACCAAGUGCGACUUUUCAACAAUGGUAUCAUGAUAACCAGUGAGCAAUUCUGGAUCGACAUACGCUACCAAUAUAAACUGGUGUGCAGUCUCGUAGAUGCUGCUAAUGAUUUACUAGCACCGCUCAUAAUUACAUCCUGCGGAACUAACUUAUAUUUGAUUUGUUUUCAGCUACUAUACAUAACCGAAAAAUCAGAAGAUACAAUUACGCUGAUCAACCACUGGUACGCUCUGGUGUACCUGGUUCUAAAGAUGACACUAGUUUUAUAUAGUGCUGCGAUGAUCAAUGAAACCUCCCGCGCUCCAUUGAAUAUCUGUACCAAAGUUCCGAAUGCAGGUUGGUGUCUGGAACUGGACAGAUUCAUAAAUCAGUUGCGUACCGAGCAGGUGGCCUUAUCCGGAAUGGGAUUUUUUUAUCUCACCAAGAGAACCAUGCUUGGGAUGGCGGGAACUGUGGUGACCUACGAACUGGUAAUGCUAAAAUUUGCUGAAGAUACAGAAGGUAUUGGGGAUGUUGCUCCUUGUUCAAAAUUAGCAUUUUCAAAAGAUAUGUAACAACCAUAAUACGACACUACAGAUUAAGCAUUAUGCUUGAUACUUGAGAGUAAA